AUGGGAGUAGCCUUCAACAAACCAAAGAUCGUGAUAGUAAGAAGUAGCUGCCACACAGAAGGUGAAAAAGCUGUUCCUGUUUACACCUACAAACCCUUCCCAGUACAUUGGAACAGACCAGCAGGCUCUCUGAUAACCAGGGUCAAAGCUGUACCUAAUGUCAUUGAAGAAGAGAAUGACUUCUACUGGUGGACAGACUGUGAAUUUCUCCCAAACAAUGACAGCACUAUGGUCACUACCUGCUCAGCAUUUACCAUACAACCUAACCAGGGACUGACCGUCAGUCGGGCCAUUCAGCCUGGCAAGAUCUGUCUGUUUGAUAUGUCAGGAGACAAGAACAUUCAGUGUUGUUACUAUCGUCAAGCAUCUGUAGCAUCGUUCCCAAAGGUACAGUCAUUCCCGGAUGGAGACAACAUCGUGUACCCCGGCUCUACCAGUGGGGAUAUCAAAGUGAUGUCACUAGAAAGGAUGACGUUUCUGAGUCGGGCCCAUGAUAUAUACUUUCGGGCGUAUAAGUAUGUUGCUGUAUCACCAAAUGGUCGCUACUUCGCCAUCAUGGCACGAACCAGUAGACAGUUUCAGUAUGACUUACUAAUAUAUGACUCAAAUCUUAUCACUCGGGCAGAUAGUAUAAUAAACUGUUACAAGAUAAAUCAAGACUUUCAGGGUUCUAGGUUGAACCUUGAACACACUGUAUGUAAGUGGUCUCCAGACAGUCUUUAUGUGGCUGCAGGGAUAUCACAUGGCCAACUUAUAAUUGUGUCACGAAAGUCACAGAACUGUGUAUGUGAUGUUUUCUCGGAUGUGAUUCCAAGUACAGAGCUCAGCAGAGAGAAAACAUUUGAUUUUAAUCCUAUGUCAAAUCAUCGAAUGGUUGCCAUAGGUACUAAGAAUCGCCUCUUGUACAUAAUUGACGUACAGGAAGGUAUAGUACUGUGUCGGACAGAGGAUGUAUGUGGGGAACAUUCCAUUGAUGUUGUCCGAUUUUCCUGUGAUGGUCAAUUUGUAGGAGUGGCCCUACAUAACUACAUGAUACAACUGUUUUCUCCAGACACCUGUUGUCUCCUCUAUAGAUUUAGUAUGAAGGACAGUCUUCCAUCUCUUCACACCUCCUUUGGACCACAUGCCUCCAUCCUCAACAUCACUUUCACGUCCACUGGAGAGCAAGCUGUUUUAAGUACAGCAGAUGGAUACAUUUCAUUCUGGCAGCUGCCACGUAAAUUGAACCUUCAGUUUAUUUGUAAAUCUAAAAUUCUGUCUAAUGUUAGUCUGGAUAAAGUGUCCAGACUAACUCUUCCUUCAAGGUUAAAGGACUAUCUUCUGUCACUACCUACCAUGUUAUAGGUCCAGUCUACUGGUUUACCAAAAUAAAUCUAGAGGUGUACCAAACUAAC
Messenger RNA from Ylistrum balloti, 1394 nucleotides. RefSeq lists its product as uncharacterized. The coding region runs from base 1 to 1344 and encodes 447 amino acids. The transcript has 3 exons. Gene Ontology annotation, molecular function: protein binding. The record is from RefSeq and is a predicted model, not a curated record. NCBI's taxonomy places the organism in Eukaryota, Metazoa, Mollusca, Bivalvia, Pectinida, Pectinidae. Gene Ontology annotation, biological process: intracellular signal transduction.